AUGGAAUAUUCAGGAAGGCUGGGAAGGCGCAGUGAUGCAGAAAUGUUUGUGGCAACAACAGAGCAGGAGCAUAUACAGUGCAUAGACCAGGAAAAUGCUAAAAGCUGGAAGGAAAGAAGAGAAGCCCUGCGAGAACAGCUUUCUUCUCUAAGCAAGCAUUUAGCAAAUGACUCUAAUGAUGCAGAUCUAACUCACGAAGCGGCAACAGCAGAAGAUCUGAACUACCACAUAGUUGCGCCGUGCAUCCAGCUGAGCAGCCAGCUAAGAAAAGGGUGUCCAAAGUACAAAGAGCUUCCUACGAUCAAAGAUCUAAGCAAAUGCGACUUGAUAAAAUGGAUGGAGGAUUUUCUGGUGCUUUCCAGAAAUAGAAAAUGGGCCGGCAAUGAGCUGAGAGAAAAACUAAUGUCAUACAUAGACAGCAGGCACAGCGAGAGGAUAAAAGAUCUAUCCACCGACAAAAUAAUCAAAUGCCUGAUCAAAGAAACGUACAAGCUGGCAGAGCUUCAAAUGUACAAGAACAGGCUGAAAGAGCUAAAAGAAAUUAAUUUCAAGAGCCUGGAGCAGUACAUAGAAAAGUUUGCGCAUUUUCUUUCGUUUUUGGAGGUUACUUCGAUUAUCCACGAAGGGUCAGAAAUGGCACUAGAAGAUGUGGAGCUGUAUGGGAAAAAGAUGUUCUAUGAAGGAGCGCUUGCAAAGAACAAAAAGGUCCUGUUCUACAUGAAGGCUCAAACAGAGACACUCAGAAACAUGGCAGGGUAUCUGCUGGAAAAUGAAGUCAUUUUGGCUCAAGAAGCAAAAGAGCUAGUGCGUGCUGAAAAAACACAGUAUCAUCUUACCUUGGCCUCUGAAACGGUAUUUCCCAAAAAAGGAGACCCGGGAAAGCUGAAGUGUGUUCUUCAUCCAAAGGGCAACCAUUUAGAAAAUGAGUGCAAGCUGAAGAAGAAGAUAAAGCAGGUGAACAAACAGAGCUUUCCUUCUCAUUUAUAA
This is a messenger RNA of Nematocida minor, 987 nucleotides long. RefSeq lists its product as uncharacterized. The transcript has a single exon. The coding region runs from base 1 to 987 and encodes 328 amino acids. The record is from RefSeq and is a predicted model, not a curated record. NCBI's taxonomy places the organism in Eukaryota, Fungi, Microsporidia.